AUGGAUUUGGAGUCUAACUCGCUUACCCACAACUUGAAACCGCCGUUGGAGAAUGAACAGGAUGUUCAAGAUGCGACCGAUCUCGCAGGCAUGGGUCAUGCCCAGGCGCUGACCCGCAAAUUCGAUAUAUGGAGCAUGUUGGCUCUGGCAUUCUGUGUUCUCGGAACCUACUCAACUUUCGCCCAGGAUCUUAGCAGUGGUCUAACCAAUGGAGGUCCCAUCACUAUUCUCUGGGGUUUGGUGCUGGUCACCGCCUGUAACAUGUGUGUCGCCUUGUCUCUAGGCGAAUUGACCAGCAGUAUGCCUACAGCGCUUGGUCAAGCAUACUGGGUCUAUCGACUCUGGAACACACCCCUCGGCCGAUACGUCUCGUACAUGUGUGCGUGGAUCAAUACCUUCGGCUGGUGGACAUUGACCGCGUCCCAAGUCGCAUUUAUGACCGAAUUCUUGCUCGGCAUGAAGACCAUGUUCGUACCUGACUGGAAUGGAGUCAACGAAGGCUGGCUAAACUUCGUGGUCUACAUCGGUGUGGUCUUUCUGCUCACCCUUAUCAACGUUGUUAGCUGCCGCAAGGAACAGAUAUUGCCUUGGUUCAACAACUUCGUUGGUGUGUGGUUUGGAGGACUGUUUAUUGUUCUGUCGCUUGCCAUGCUCAUCUCGGUUGGCGUCAAGAGUGACUUAUCCUUCCAACCGGCCUCGUUUGUUUUUGGAAAGUGGAUGAACGAGACAGGCUGGAGUGAUGGUGUCGUUUGGUUCACCGGCCUUGUCCAGGCUGCGUAUGGUUUGACUGCAUUUGACUCAGUCAUUCACAUGGUCGAAGAAAUCCCCGAUCCUCGCCGUAACGCUCCCCGUGUGAUCUGGAUGGCCGUUCUCUUUGGCGCGAUCACCGGUUUUAUCUUCAUGGUGGUCUGUUUGGGCUGUAUCCAGAGCGUGACGAAUGUCACCAACGCGAACCUCCCAUUCAUGGAGCUCUUGAUCGAGACCAUUGGUGUGAAAGGUGGUGCUGUUUUGAUCGCCCUUUUUAUCUUCAACGGAUUGGGCCAAGGUGUCAGUGUGUUGACCACCGCAUCCCGUUUGACUUGGGGCUUUGCCCGUGACGGUGGACUUCCAUGGAGCCGCUAUUUCAGCCAUGUGGACCCCGUCUGGCAGGUCCCCGCCCGAUCGCUGUGGGGCCAAGGCGUUGUAAUCGGCAUCGUUGGUGUGCUGUAUUUGUUCGCUAAUACCGUGCUCGAAGCUAUUCUGAGUGUCAGUACCAUCGCUCUGACCGUUUCAUACGCAAUGCCCAUUCUUGCCUUGCUGGUUGUUGGCCGUGACAAAUUGCCUGCGGGUGGUUCCUUCAAGCUUGGUCGCUGGGGCCCCUGGUUGAACUGGGUGAGUAUUGUGUACUGUGUUAUUACCACGAUUUUCUUCCUCUUCCCUGGUUCUCCAAACCCCUCACCAAGCGAGAUGAACUAUGCGAUUGCUGUAUUUGGAGUCAUGCUUGUUAUUGCGAUCGCCUUUUGGUUCAUUCAGGGUAGCAGAACAUACCUCCAAACUGAGGAUGCUCUUGCGCAAAUGGUUUACGCUCAGCAUUUGGAGAAUACGGAAUCAGCCGGAGACAACGCCAGUUCAUCUGAAGAGUGA
Messenger RNA from Penicillium malachiteum, 1623 nucleotides. Its product is annotated as putative amino acid permease family protein. Gene Ontology annotation, biological process: amino acid transport; transmembrane transport. Bases 1 to 1623 code for a protein of 540 amino acids. The transcript is spliced from 2 exons. Lineage: Eukaryota; Fungi; Ascomycota; Eurotiomycetes; Eurotiales; Aspergillaceae. The record is from RefSeq and is a predicted model, not a curated record. Gene Ontology annotation, cellular component: membrane. Gene Ontology annotation, molecular function: transmembrane transporter activity.